UAUUGGUUCAAAGAGACCUGAAUCAGGUUCUUUUGAACCAGGAUUGGUUCAAAGAGACCUAAAUCAGAGACCUGAAACAGGUUCUUUUGAACUAAAAUUAGUUCAAAGAGACCCAAAUCAG
This is a messenger RNA of Dentiscutata heterogama, 121 nucleotides long. The record is from the annotation of a GenBank genome assembly. NCBI's taxonomy places the organism in Eukaryota, Fungi, Glomeromycota, Glomeromycetes, Diversisporales, Gigasporaceae.